AUUUUCAACUAGUCUACGUCUAGGGUUUCGCCACUUCCUCCAUAAACAAGAACAAAGAGAGAGAAGCGGAAAAGCGGAGAAGAAAGAUGGUGAAGUUCUUGAAACCAAACAAAGCGGUUAUCGUGCUGCAAGGCCGAUAUGCGGGUCGGAAAGCCGUCAUCAUACGCGCCUUCGACGAUGGCACCCGCGACCGCCCCUACGGCCACUGCCUCGUCGCCGGGAUCAAGAAGUACCCUUCCAAGGUUGUGAAGAGGGACUCCGCCAAGAAGACGGCGAAGAAGUCGCGCGUCAAGGCGUUCGUUAAGAUGGUUAACUACCAACACGUGAUGCCCACGCGCUACACGCUUGACGUGGAUUUGAAGGACGCCGUCACAGUCGAGUCUCUUCAGGCGAAGGACAAGAAGGUUGCGGCGCUUAAAGAGACCAAGAAGAGGCUCGAGGAGAGGUUCAAGACUGGCAAAAAUCGUUGGUUCUUCACCAAGCUCAGAUUCUAAGCAUUUCAAAAAACGGUGUCGUUUUCCAUUUUACUUAUCUCUGAAAAUUUCUUACUAUUAGUUUUGGGAAUUUUUGUGCUGUGAGCUUAUUCAGGAUCUGUUUGGAUUUUAAUAGUUUCAUUUUUUAUAUUAUGUUUUCCAAA
Molecule: messenger RNA, 637 nt
Organism: Arachis duranensis
Lineage: Eukaryota; Viridiplantae; Streptophyta; Magnoliopsida; Fabales; Fabaceae
Product: 60S ribosomal protein L27
Exons: 1
Coding region: 87-494 (135 amino acids)
Biological process (GO): translation
Cellular component (GO): cytosolic large ribosomal subunit; ribosome
Molecular function (GO): structural constituent of ribosome
Source: RefSeq, a predicted model, not a curated record